Molecule: messenger RNA, 591 nt
Organism: Tarenaya hassleriana
Lineage: Eukaryota; Viridiplantae; Streptophyta; Magnoliopsida; Brassicales; Cleomaceae
Product: agamous-like MADS-box protein AGL62
Exons: 1
Coding region: 1-591 (196 amino acids)
Biological process (GO): regulation of transcription by RNA polymerase II
Molecular function (GO): DNA-binding transcription factor activity, RNA polymerase II-specific; protein dimerization activity; RNA polymerase II cis-regulatory region sequence-specific DNA binding
Source: RefSeq, a predicted model, not a curated record
AUGAUGAAGAAGAAAACAAAGGGAAGGCAAAAGAUAGAGAUAAAGAAGAUCACAAGAGAAAAUGAUAGGAUGACAACAUUUUCGAAACGGAGAUCGGGUAUCUACAAAAAGAUCAACGAACUCUCUACCCUUUGCGGGGCCGAGAUUGCGUUUCUCGUCUUCUCGGCCGCUGGAAACCCUUUCACGUUCGGAAGCCCUUCUUUCGAAUCCGUAUCAAAACGCUUCUUCGGUAAUGAAAACCGCCUACAAACUCGGCAAAACAACAAUAACGCAUCACUACCAUUAGACAUUUCUCUAAUCCAUGCCCCAAAAAACACGAGGCUUGACGAAUUGAGCAGACGAUAUUGCGAUCUUAUCGACAAUUUGGAUGCCGAGAAAGAGAGAAUGAAGGCGUUAACGCCAUUGAUGAACCGGGGGAGGAAGAUGGAGACAGUGGAAGAAGAGUGGUGGAGAACUGAACCGACAGAGAUUAAGGAUGAAGAAGUUCUGGUGAGAUUGAUAAUGAAGUUUGAGGAAUUGUAUGAGAAUCUGUCCGGUCUCUUGGAACAAAGAUCAAGAACGUGUUCUUCUUCUCAUUUACAUGGAAGAUAA